AUGUCUUCUAGAUUACAGGAUAUCUGUCUGUUUAACUCUAGCGAGAAUGUAUCGACUUGUGUGGCAUCGGGGCAUGAACAGCUUCCCGACGCGAUGUACGCUGUACUGGCAGUUUAUCUUUUUUCCGUUACAAUUUUUGGCAUUCUGGUCAAUGGUGCUAUCAUCUACCUGUACUUUUCACGUAAAGAAAUCGCAACAACUAGUAAUAUGUAUGUAGUUGCAUUAUGCAUCUGCGGCUUUCUUAUUGCCAUUCUAGGGGUGCCAUUUGCAGCAGCUUCUAGUAUAAGACACGAAUGGCUAUUUGGAGAUGGGCUCUGCAAAGUCCAUGGAUUUUUACUCACAGGAUUAGGAAUUGUCAUGAUAGCUAUUUUGACUGGCAUAGCAAUUGACAAAUAUAUCUUUAUUGUACAAUACCAAUCUCAUCACAAAGUUACGAGGAGCGUCACGUUAGCCAUCAUCAUUAUAUGCUUUGUUUACGGAGUGACAUGGGCGAUUUUACCACUGUUUGGAUGGAACAAGUAUGUACUGGAGCCAGCAAGACUUACAUGUUCUGUGGAGUGGACUGGCGAUAUUGGCAAUCAUUCUUACGCUAUUACUAUAUUAUUCACAGGUUUAAUUAUUCCUGUGAGUAUUAUUGCGUAUCUGUACACAUCGAUUCUAAAAAGGGUCCAUAGUCAACGAGUGAUUUCACAACGAAUUGUCUCUCAUUCACGUAAAAUCAAAAUCAUUAAACGAGAGAAAAGGAUAGCUAUGACUUUGUUUAUGAUGGUUGCUUCAUUUGUCAUUGCCUGGCUACCCUAUUCGGUUUAUGGUUUGAUAUGCAUACUAGGAUAUAGCAACGACAUCCCCUUAAUAUGGCAUACCAUUCCAUCAGCGUUUGCAAAAGCAUCGAUUCUCUGGAACCCAAUGAUUUAUUCCUCACGCAGUAAUGCUAUGAAGAAAGCUUUAGGAGAAACAUACCCAUUUCUUCGAUGGAUGAUUCCCAGAAAUAAAGGCCAACAAAAGCUCCCAGGUCAGACGACACUUAUCCAGAUGAACACGUCUAAUGGAUCGGAUGCAAUCUUUGUUCAAUCGUUGUGUGACAACAGGGUCAUAUCUACGUCUCUAUAAUUUGACCGAAGGUCAUAGACGAUUUCCACUCAUUAAGUAUUGAAAAAUGUCCUUUUAACCGCUCAGGGUGUUUAACAAAAAUACCCUGCAUCUCUUCUAUUCCUUUAAUUAAGAGUGUCUUCAUUACUGACACAUAAAAAGAAUGCAUGAGUCUUAAUUGAAUUAUACUAUUAUAUUAUUAAAGAAAUAUUCU
Molecule: messenger RNA, 1303 nt
Organism: Saccostrea echinata
Lineage: Eukaryota; Metazoa; Mollusca; Bivalvia; Ostreida; Ostreidae
Product: rhodopsin, G0-coupled-like
Exons: 3
Coding region: 1-1110 (369 amino acids)
Biological process (GO): G protein-coupled receptor signaling pathway
Cellular component (GO): membrane
Molecular function (GO): G protein-coupled receptor activity
Source: RefSeq, a predicted model, not a curated record